CCGGUCGCACGCUCCGAUUCGGACCGUUCCGAAUUCAAAAUUCAAAUUUUCGUGUUCCGUUAUGCGGUUUUGAAUUUUCGAAAAUGGAAAUCAGUGCAAUGCCGCCGAUGCCGCUUGACUUUUCUAUGGUGCGUAGUGGAAGCGGCUCGCCGGCGAUGCGCGAAGGAUCGCCGAGGCCCGUCUCGAAUAGCGCCUUCAGAGUUGUCACGCCGAAAGGAGUGUCGGCGAGUGAAGCACUUCGGAACGGCAUCUGCCAGUCUCUGUGGGGGGCUUCUGCCAACCGAUCGGAGCCCCGGCUGGCUUCCCCACCUCCAGCUCAAAGCCAGGACACCUUCUCUGCAAGAGAUGAAAUCAAGUUCGGCAUCAAUCGUCUAGUCGGCGAUAAGACCAAUGAAGACGAAGAUGACCACAACAAUGACCAAAGAACCGAAAACGUCUCUCCAGGAUCGCGAUGUGACAGUCCAUGCUGGGCGCCAUCGCCUCAAUCCCCAAGAUCGGUCCGCUCAUCGUCUCCUGAACUGGAAGUAGAUUCUCCUCCAUCUUCUCCACGAAGACCUCCAGAUUCCUCGUCACCUCCGAAGAGAUCCGAAGCGUUUUCCAUGAGCGUUCUCUUACGACCUGAUGCUCCGAGAGUGCAACCGCAAAGGCCGUAUUUAUAUCCCCCGUUGCCAUUCGCGGAGUUUUUGAGAGAUGCGGGCAGUUUGGGUCUGCCUUGGGGAGGGUAUAGUAAUUUCUACCUUCAUGCGGUGCAGGCAGCAGGGCCGGAGUUUCUCAGGCUUCGGGCAGCUGUUCUUGGCGCUCAGAGUCCUUUGUCCAGACCGUUGCCGAUCGGAGAUGUGUAUUCCUGUGUCAAGUGCGAGAAGAUGUUCAGCACACCCCACGGAUUGGAGGUCCAUGCAAGAAGGUCCCAUAACGGAAAGCGACCUUUUGCUUGUGAACUGUGCAGUAAGACGUUUGGACACGAGAUCAGCUUGAGUCAACACAGGGCGGUGCACAGCGUUGAGAAGGUGUUCGAGUGCAAGCAGUGCGGGAAGACCUUCAAGAGGUCCAGUACUCUGUCUACUCACCUGCUCAUCCACUCCGAUACCAGGCCCUACCCGUGCCAGUACUGCGGGAAGCGGUUCCACCAGAAGUCGGAUAUGAAGAAGCACACGUACAUCCAUACAGGUGAAAAGCCGCACAAAUGCCAGGUCUGCGGCAAAGCGUUCAGCCAGAGUUCCAACCUGAUCACCCAUUCCCGCAAGCACACCGGCUUCAAGCCCUUCGCCUGCGAGCUGUGUGGACGAGCGUUCCAGAGGAAGGUGGAUCUCCGCAGGCACCGGGAGACGCAGCAUGCGGACCUGAGACCGCCGCAGCAGCAUAUGCAGCCGCCGCAUACGGAUGUGCAUAGCAUGCAUGCACCUGAGAUGCAUAGCGUCGCUGAGCAUAGAUUAGAUCUCCGGCCGCCCCACCAUGAACUGCGGCCCCCCCACCCAGACUUCAGGGCCCACAUGAGCAACCCUGUGCCCCCCCUACAACCGCUACCAUCCUGAACGUCAUCAGCCUUCGCGCCAGCGGCCUGGCGUUGAGGCGUCCAAACACUACCAAAGAUUCACCUGAAUGGGAACGGGAAUGCAGCGGUAUUUUUUUUAACUAUCCUCAUUUGUUUUUCCUUUGAGGUCCUUUGUAAAUAAAAAGCUGUAAAUUGGUCUUCACUUAGAUACGCGGCCUUUAUUAUUGAUACUUCGAAUUGUUUGUAAUUUAAAAUUAUUUAUACAGCCGCUGCAACCCGCUUCUGUUAAACUUUUGACUUACAUAUGUUAGUAAAAGAUUGAGCAACUGCAACUAUUUUAAAUAUUUAAAAUGUGAUAAAGAAAUUAAUUGAAUCAUUUGUUACGUUAACUGGUUUAUCCAACAAAAAAAAAUAUUGUAAACCGUAUUAAUAGUGUCGCUUUCAAACUUUAAAAAGUCUUUUACUAAUACAAGUCUACCUAUGUCUGACUUAUGUAUUUUUCAUGUUAAUUGAUGUUUUCUUACAUUCUUAUUAACGCAAAAGUCAAGCAAUUAACUGUCACUAAAAAUAGAAUUACCAGUAAAAAGUAAUUUCCAUUCCAUGAACCAAAUUGUAAAGUAAGUAAUUGUGUUAUGACUCUUUGUUAUUGUGAGUUUUUGAUCUCAUUGUAUAAAUUAAAUAAAAGGCUGUUAUGCCAUACACAAUGUAUAAAUACAUUUUCUUGGAAAUUUUAGCAACUUGCUUUGUAUGGACUGACGCAUUCCAAAGAGGAGAACAAAGAAAUAUGUGUAAAAUAUACUUUUAAAGUACAAAUUGUCAUUCCGUUUGAAAAUAAAAUUUCCGCCAUUCAUUCCGUGGGUUAAGAUAAUAUUAAUAACGUCGUUAUAAAAACUAUAGCUUUUAUUCAGAACCAAAUAUUAUUUUAGGACAAAAAUAAAUUCAGUACAAUUUUAGUAGACACAUUACUUCAAUUAAACUUCGUGUAAGUAAUAUACUGUUUAGAUUGUAUCUAAUAUAUAGCUUCUAAAAAUAACGUAUCAAAUCUUUUGCUUACGUUUGACACGUUCUUUUUGGAAUUUGGAACAACCUGUAUAAAGCUGCUGACAAAUAAACGUCUUACGUUGCGUUGAGUGACUUGUUUCAUAUUUAAAAUCUAUGACAGAAUAUAAAUAUGAUUAUGUUAUAUAAAAUGUGUCACGCACGAGUGUCAGCAGCCUAAUAUUAACUCAUAAUGUAUAAAAUGUUGUCUAUUUUUACGACUAGUGUAUAAUUUGAGAGCACAUAGUUAUAUAACAAUUAAACAAUAGAUAAAUGUAG
This is a messenger RNA of Ostrinia furnacalis (Asian corn borer), 2809 nucleotides long. It is a transcript of the gene sens-2, whose product is annotated as zinc finger transcription factor senseless-2. Gene Ontology annotation, molecular function: RNA polymerase II cis-regulatory region sequence-specific DNA binding; DNA-binding transcription factor activity, RNA polymerase II-specific. Gene Ontology annotation, biological process: regulation of transcription by RNA polymerase II. Lineage: Eukaryota; Metazoa; Arthropoda; Insecta; Lepidoptera; Crambidae. The transcript is spliced from 6 exons. The record is from RefSeq and is a predicted model, not a curated record. Gene Ontology annotation, cellular component: nucleus. Bases 84 to 1532 code for a protein of 482 amino acids.